Messenger RNA from Schizosaccharomyces osmophilus, 1131 nucleotides. It is a transcript of the gene hom6, whose product is annotated as homoserine dehydrogenase Hom6. Lineage: Eukaryota; Fungi; Ascomycota; Schizosaccharomycetes; Schizosaccharomycetales; Schizosaccharomycetaceae. The transcript has 2 exons. The record is from RefSeq and is a predicted model, not a curated record. Gene Ontology annotation, biological process: aspartate family amino acid biosynthetic process; L-homoserine biosynthetic process. Gene Ontology annotation, molecular function: aspartate kinase activity; NADP binding; homoserine dehydrogenase activity. The coding region runs from base 1 to 1131 and encodes 376 amino acids.
AUGACUGCUGAAAGAACAAACGUAAACGUUGCUAUUAUUGGUACUGGUACCAUUGGUGGUGAAUUAUUGAACCAAAUCAAGGAGUUUAAUGUCAAGGCCUCCAAAAAUGGUACUCCUUCCUUCAACGUAGUCGCCAUCACCAGCACAAGGGGUUACUGUGUCUCCAAGGACUACAAACCCAUUGAUUUGACCCAAUGGAGAAGUUUGCAUGCCCAAAACCAAGGUGCUCUCUCCGUUGACAUUUUGCUCGAUUUCCUCUCGAGUUCUCCUCUUCCUGCCAUCAUGAUUGACAACACUUCUUCCGAGCUCGUCGCUAGCUCUUACCCCAAGUUUUUGGCCAAGAACAUUAGCAUCGCUACCCCCAACAAGAAGGGUUUCUCUGCAGAUGCCGAUGUCUAUAACUCUUUGGUCGAGGCUUCCAAGACAAGCAAUGCUCAUUUGAUGCACGAGGCUUCCGUUGGUGCUGGUUUGCCUAUCAUCUCCACACUCAAGGAACUCAUUGCUACUGGUGAUGAAAUUCUCAAGGUCGAAGGUAUUUUCUCUGGUACUUUAUCUUACAUUUUCAAUGUUUGGUCUCCCAACGGCAAGAAGAGCACUGCCUCUUUCUCUGAUAUAGUCAAAGUCGCCAAAGAAAAUGGCUACACUGAACCCGAUCCUCGUGACGAUUUGAACGGUAUGGACGUUGCUCGUAAAGUCACUAUUUUGUCUCGUCUUGCCGGUGUUCAAGUAGACUCUCCCAGUUCCUUCCCUGUCAAAUCUUUGAUUCCUAAGCCUUUGGAAUCUGCCGUGAAUGCCGAUGAGUUUAUGGCUGGCUUGCCCAAUUACGAUGCUGAGUUUGCCAAGAUCCGCGACGAAGCUGAGAAGGAAGGAAAGGUUGUUCGUUUCGUUGGUGAAGCCGAUGUUGUCAACAAGUCAACCUUGGUUAAGCUUGAAAAGUACGAUGCCUCCCACCCUUUUGCUAACCUCCAAUCCUCUGAUAACAUUAUUGCUUUCACUACCAAACGUUAUCAAGCACGCCCUCUUGUCAUUAUUGGUGCUGGUGCUGGUCCCGCCGUCACUGCUGCUGGUGUUCUUGGUGAUAUGAUCAAGAUUAUGUCUCAAGUUCGUGCUCAUGAUGCUCCUAGCGCUUGA